AUGAGUCACACCACUACACACUCACUAAGAGUCACACCACUACACACUCAGUACGAGUCACACCAGUACACACUCACUACGAGUCACACCACUACACACUCACUACGAGUCACACCACUACACACUCACUACGAGUCACACCAGUACACACUCACUACGAGUCACACCACUACACACUCACUACGAGUCACACCACUACACACUCAGUACGAGUCACACCACUACACACUCACUACGAGUCACACCACUACACACUCACGAGUACGAGUCACACCAGUACACACUCACUACGAGUCACACCACUACACACUCACUAAGAGUCACACCACUACACACUCA
Molecule: messenger RNA, 339 nt
Organism: Pelobates cultripes (western spadefoot toad)
Lineage: Eukaryota; Metazoa; Chordata; Amphibia; Anura; Pelobatidae
Source: the annotation of a GenBank genome assembly